Cuscuta epithymum is the source of this 592-nucleotide messenger RNA. The record is from the annotation of a GenBank genome assembly. NCBI's taxonomy places the organism in Eukaryota, Viridiplantae, Streptophyta, Magnoliopsida, Solanales, Convolvulaceae.
AAAACUUUAAGGGAAAACUGUCAUAUUGGUCCACCUACUUCAGACAAAAAGUCAAUCAAGUCCAUCUACUGAAAGCCCCCUGUGUGUUUCGCGAGAGAGUGGCAGUAAGUUCUAUGGGUGUCAAAAAUGGAAGAUAUUUUGUUUGGGUGGAUGCUAUGGAAACGAGAGGGGUAAAUAACCUGGCUGGGAUGAAUGAAAACAGAGACGAAUUGAAAGCUAUGGUUUCAAGACUUGAAAACAGAGUUGAUGAACAACUAAGUGCUAUACAAGUCCAAGUGAAUGGUGUUAGGAAACUAGUUCAAACACAACUACACAAGCAAAGGACACUAGAGUCUUUAGAAAGUUGGUUGGGUUUAGUUUGGUUGUUGUAGUUGGUUUACUGGGGAUGGUUUAUUGGAAGUUGACUACUUUGUAAUUGUAGGACCCGAGCUAGCUAUGAUGUAUUGACAGGGUUAACAUGUAGUACAUGUUGGUACAACCAUUACAUAAUAAAGUAGGAGUAAUUAUUGAUGUAUUGAAAGGGUUCACAUGUGUUGUGUUAUGUCCUGUACUAUUGUUAUUACUCAAUACAAAAAUCAUUUGCAUGCUUCUG